Molecule: messenger RNA, 1237 nt
Organism: Sorghum bicolor (sorghum)
Lineage: Eukaryota; Viridiplantae; Streptophyta; Magnoliopsida; Poales; Poaceae
Exons: 3
Coding region: 90-824 (244 amino acids)
Cellular component (GO): mitochondrial matrix
Source: RefSeq, a predicted model, not a curated record
UCAUUAGCAGCGGAGCCGAGAUCCCCAUUCCUCUUGGCCACCCCUAAACCCUUGCUUCUCCCCCCAACGUUUCACCAAGACCAAGCAAGAUGCUCCGCCGCGCCGCCCCUACGACGGCCGCACUCUGCCGUCGCGCGCUCUCUGCCACGCCAUCCUCCUCCCGCACCGCCGCGGCAACCGCGGCGGCCUCCUCCUCUGCCGUGAACUCCAUCCUCCUCCGCUCGCUCAAGGAGCACUACCUCGAGGUCUGCAAGAUGACGCCACCGCCCAAGGUCAGCCCACCAGAGCCCUUCACCAUCGUCAAGGGCGCCCUGGACCAGCCGUCGGGACCCGUGCUGCGCCGCGAAUAUGGUGACGACGGCGAGGAGAUCUCCAUCUCCGUCGCCAGGCUCGCCAACAUCCUGCCCGCCGGCGCCGACUCUGACUCGGACGGUGCCGGCGAGGGCGGAGGGAUGAGCGCGUCCAUCAGCCAGCUCUUCCUCCAUGUUGAUAUCUCCAAGCCCGGGUCAGGAAAGUCGAUGCAGUUCCUUUGCGGGCUGUACCCGGACGCCCUUGGGAUCCAUUCGGUCUGCCUCCGGUCUAAGAACGCCGAGUCUUUGAACGGGGAUAUGACUUCGAAGGGCGGCGGAGAGUACCGAGGGCGUAUUUUCCAAGAGUUGGAUGAAAAGGUUCGUGAUGCACUCCAUCUUUACAUUGAAGCCCGUGGCAUAAAUGAGAAGCUCUUCCGUUUUCUCCAAGCUUGGCUUUAUGUAAAGGAUCACCGCAAUCUUAUACGCUGGUUCAAGAGUGUUGGUUCAGCCAUCAGUGAGCCAAAGCCAAAGUAAGGUGUCAGGAACCCCAUGCUGGAGAAUGAAGAUCAUCUGAAAGGCGGUUGUGGAGCAGUUUUCUCCAGGAUGGAGAAUAGAUCUAGGAUAAAGUGAAUUACGUGCAAAGUUGCGCCAGCGAGAGGAGUUUUUGUUUAUCUUUAGUUUUUAUUCGCUGGGGAAACUAGUGGUGUGCUGAACGUGUUGCUGUGGUGGUUGCAUUAGUUGUCAUUAGUCCUUGUGAUCUGCUACCCUAUCAUGUUGAGGUGGUUGUCAGAUUCUCAAUUAUUCAAACACCACACUUGUCCAGUGCAAUACAGCGAAUCGCAAGAAGCACGUGUAUAAUUGAGAGACCCUUUUUUUCAUACAAAGAUCGCCCUGUAUUGCCACUUUCAAAAUUCAAAUGAUGGGGUGGCAGCGAAAGUCAUGUGUCA